Messenger RNA from Mesorhabditis belari, 1692 nucleotides. NCBI's taxonomy places the organism in Eukaryota, Metazoa, Nematoda, Chromadorea, Rhabditida, Rhabditidae. The record is from the annotation of a GenBank genome assembly.
AUGUUUUCUUCAAGUGGUUGUCUCUUUUGUGAUCUUCUCUAUAUAAUCCCUCUCAUCACAGCUUUUUAUUUCUUGAGACAAUACAUUCGUGGUGGUCAAUUCAAGGAGAACGUGCGAGCGAACGGGAAAAUUGCUGUGGUUACAGGAGCGAAUUCUGGAGUGGGAAGGGCAUUAUGUGAGGAGUUGAAUAAAAGGGGAGCUAAAGUCUACAUGUUAUGUCGAGACGAGAAACGAGCCGCUCAAGCAAGAGAACAGCUUGUUGAGAACGGUUGUAAUGAUUCAAAUCUUCUCAUUCAAACAGUCGAUCUUGCCGAUUUCUCGUCGAUUCGAGAUGUUGUGAAAAUAUUGUUAACAGAAGAGUCCCAUAUCGAUAUUUUGAUCAAUAAUGCUGGUCUACUUGGUAUCCCACAAUUCGAGAAGACGAAAGAUGGAGUGGAGAAGACAUGGCAAAGCAAUUAUUUGGGUCAUUUCCUAUUAACCGAACUUCUUCUUUCAUCGCUCGAAAAAUCAUCGGAUCCUCGGAUUGUCAAUGUUUCGAGUAUAGUUCAUCCUUUAGCUGAUUCGAUCGAUCUCGAUUACGUGAAUAACCCAAAGAACUAUGGCCGAAUGAAAGCUUACAGUCGAUCGAAAUUGGCGAACAUAAUGCAUUCUCGAGAGUUAUCCACACGUUAUCCAAAAAUUAAAUCUUCAUCUUGCCAUCCCGGCAACAUCAACAGCAAUAUUCUCUCGACAAGUGGAUGGAUAUUUCUCAAGGAUAUCUUCGCUCCAAUCUUUUGGUUUUGCUUCAAGACUGAAAUGGAUGGAGCACAAACACCGCUUCAUCUUGCACUCAGUCAACACCUCAAAGGAAACGGAUUAUAUUAUAGUGAUUGUGUUGUUGUGGAAGAGAGUGAAAAGGCACGUUUCGAUGGAGAUUGUGUCAAAUUAUAUGAACAGAGUCGACAAUCUAUGGAACUAUUUAUUCCGUUAAUUUAUUUAUUUAUUGCAAUUAUUUUUGUUUGCAUUGGUGUUUACGGGAAUUUGAAUGUGAUUUGGGCGAGUAUACGGAAAAAGGAAUUACGGGGAAAACAUGGUGUUCUCUUACAAAUCUUUGUUUCAUUUCACACAAUUUGCCUUUUAUUCGAAUUGAUCUUUACGAGUCUGAACGUUAUAAAUCGUGCCUAUGGAUGGACACAGUUAAACUGUGCCAAAGCCAUGUCAGUCUACAUGUUUGCCUUAUCGGCUCAAGAUCUGCUUGCUUUGAUUAUUGUUGCCGAUUUGCUGGUCGCUAUUUCAUUGCCUAUCAAACAUCGUAUCUGGUCGUUAUCCAUUUACAUUCCCCUUGUCACCACUCCCGCUUUCAUCUUUGGUAUCACAUUUGUUGCUUUAUCCAAUGCGUAUGCUGAUCCAAAUCUAAUCUUACCCGCCUGCAAUCCUUUACUUUCAAUGAACACUUUCAUUGCCGAUAUUUGGCUUUUAUGCAAUUUUGGGAUCAAUGCUGUCAUUCUUUUGCUGUACGCUGUGAUUAGUGCGCUGAUUCGAGUGAAGGCUGGCCAAGUGGCAAAGAAAGUUGUGACACAAAACGCGUGUGUGAUGCGGAAAAAGACCGAUGAGCAAAAGGCUAUUCCAUCUCGCAAUCGAACUGUCUCAAUUGGAGUCGCCCCAAUCGAUUCAUCCAAUCAAUUUGUUCUACCUCAAAUUGUUGUCACUUCU